AUAUAUAUUGUUCUUCUUCACUAUUUAAUGAGAUUGAUUAAUUUUAUACGUUAUAAGGAAUAAAGUAUCCUUCAUUUAUUAAGAUUGAGGUUGUGCUGUAUGCCGUAUUUCUAAUUAUGGAUUCUGAAAAAAAUAGUGUUCCUUACUCUCAAAGUGGCAGUAAAGAGCAAGAUGAUAAGCUAUUGCAACCUUUUACUUAUAUACUUCAAGUACCAGGAAAGCAAAUAAGAGGAAAACUUGCACAUGCUUUUAAUUAUUGGCUAAAAAUAUCAGUAGAAAAACUUAACGCUGUUGGAGAUAUUACACAAAUGUUGCAUAAUUCCAGCCUCUUAAUAGAUGACAUUCAAGACAACUCUAUACUUCGUAGAGGAAUUCCAGUUGCCCAUUCUAUUUAUGGGGUUGCUAGUACUAUAAAUGCUGCCAAUUAUGUAUUAUUUAUUGCAUUAGAAAGAGUGAUUUCUCUCAAUCAUCCAGAAGCUACUCAAGUAUAUACAGAACAACUUUUAGAGCUCCAUAGAGGUCAAGGUAUGGAAAUUUAUUGGAGAGAUAAUUUUAUAUGUCCUUCAGAAGCCGAAUAUAGAAUGAUGACUAUUCGAAAAACUGGUGGAUUAUUUAAUUUAGCUGUACAUUUAAUGCAACUUUUCUCAGAAUGCAAAGAAGAUUUUACUCCAUUAGCUGGAAUUUUAGGAUUAUAUUUUCAGAUUAGAGAUGAUUAUUGCAACUUGUGUCUACAAGAGUACACAGAAAAUAAAAGCUAUUGUGAAGAUCUUUCAGAAGGAAAAUUUAGUUUCCCAAUAAUUCAUGCUAUACAAAGUGGUGCAGAUGAUGGACAAAUUCUUAAUAUUCUUCGUCAAAGAACAAAGAAUGUUGAAGUUAAACGAUAUUGUGUAAAUUUAAUGGAUAAGUUUGGUUCAUUUGCAUAUACAAGAAGAAUUCUAUCAGAUCUUGAUAAGCAAGCUAGAGAGGAAGUUGAAAGACUUGGAGGAAAUCCUUACUUAAUAAGUGUUUUAGAUGAAUUACUAACUUGGAAACAGAGUAAAAAUCUUGAAAAUUACGAAAAAUGAAAUAAUUAAAAAAACUGUUUGCAAUUCAUUAACGAAUGAUUUAAUGAGUACAUUUUCUUAAAUAUAAUAUGUGUGACUUAUACAAGAAAAUAAGACGCUUUAUAAUUGAUAUACAUUUUGAAUAAUAAAAUGCCAUAUAGCAGAUUAAGUUUUUGAGAGAAAAUAUGAAAUUUUGAGUAACAAAUACAA
Molecule: messenger RNA, 1253 nt
Organism: Ceratosolen solmsi marchali
Lineage: Eukaryota; Metazoa; Arthropoda; Insecta; Hymenoptera; Agaonidae
Gene: qm
Product: geranylgeranyl pyrophosphate synthase quemao
Exons: 7
Coding region: 117-1064 (315 amino acids)
Biological process (GO): isoprenoid biosynthetic process
Molecular function (GO): prenyltransferase activity
Source: RefSeq, a predicted model, not a curated record